Messenger RNA from Colletotrichum spaethianum, 1266 nucleotides. Its product is annotated as GPI mannosyltransferase 1. The record is from RefSeq and is a predicted model, not a curated record. Gene Ontology annotation, cellular component: glycosylphosphatidylinositol-mannosyltransferase I complex; membrane. The coding region runs from base 1 to 1266 and encodes 421 amino acids. The transcript is spliced from 3 exons. Gene Ontology annotation, molecular function: GPI mannosyltransferase activity; alpha-1,4-mannosyltransferase activity. Lineage: Eukaryota; Fungi; Ascomycota; Sordariomycetes; Glomerellales; Glomerellaceae. Gene Ontology annotation, biological process: GPI anchor biosynthetic process.
AUGGUUGGUCUCAACGCCCUCUUCCGGCCCGUGCCGCUCUUCACGACCGCCGCGGUUCUCCGCGUGGUGAUGCUCUACUACGGACUCUGGCAGGAUGCCUACUCAGCAGUCAAGUACACAGAUAUCGACUAUCUGGUUUUCACCGACGCGGCUCGCUUCACCGCACAGGGACGCUCACCCUAUGACCGCGAGACCUACCGAUACACGCCUCUCCUAGCAUGGAUGCUCGUCCCCACGGCCUCGCAGGCUUGGUUCGCAUUUGGGAAGUUUGUCUUCGCUGCUGCCGACUUGCUGGCCGGAUACUAUAUCGUGCGCAUCUUGGAGAGACGAGGCGUAGACCAGGCAAAAGCUCUGAAGUUUGCCAGCAUAUGGCUAUUGAACCCCAUGGUUGCGACGAUCAGCACGCGUGGAAGCUCGGAAGGUCUACUUGGUGUAACGGUCAUGGCCCUUCUUUGGUCUGUGCUCCAGAGACGGACGACGCUGUCUGGACUGCUCCUUGGCUUCGGAGUUCACUUCAAGAUCUAUCCCUUCAUCUACGCGCCCGCGAUUGUAUGGUGGAUGGACGAUGACGCCCUUGGGCGAAAGGGGGCCGAUCCCGAUGACAAGACAUUGGGAGAGGCCAUCGCCAAGUUCUUGAAUCCUGAAAGAAUCAAGCUGGCCGUUGUCAGUCUUGCGACCUUCAUGGGGUUGAAUGUCGCCAUGUACUCAAUCUAUGGAACGCCGUUUCUUGUGCACACAUAUUUCCAUCACGUUACGAGGAUCGAUCACAGGCACAACUUCAGCCCGUACAACAUACUAUUGUAUCUGACCUCUGCCUUACCAUCGACGUCAACUCUCCGCAUAGAAUCCGUCGCGUUUCUACCCCAGAUCCUUCUGUCGACAAUCUUGAUUCCGCUUGUUUUGGCCAAGAAGGAUCUCGCAACUUCCAUGAUGGCCCAGACAUUUGCUUUCGUAACCUUCAACAAGGUCUGCACCAGCCAGAAGUACUUCCUCUGGUACAUGGUAUUCUUGCCCAUCUAUCUUCCCAACUCGUCGUUUCUCAACAACCCAAAAUCGGGAGUUAUCGCAUUAGUUUUGUGGGUUGUAUCUCAGGCAGCCUGGCUGCAGCAAGGGUUUCAACUUGAGUUCCUGGGUGUCAGCACUUUCUUCCCAGGCCUGUUCGUGUCGUCAGUGGGAUUUUUCCUCGUCAACUGCUGGAUCCUGGGCGUCAUAGUAAGCGACGGCGGAGAGGUCACAGCAACGCCUACCACUAGGAAGACAAAGUAG